AUGGGGCUUUCCACGGUUUCCACGGUUUCUACGGUUUCUACGGUUGAGGGAGGAUCGAUGGGUGCUGAGAGUGGAAACGGAGAAACGGAGGGGGAUGAGAAAAGAAGGGAGCUGGAAGCCAAUUCAAAAUCCAAAUCAACCGGAAAAUCGAAAUCGAAAUCGAAAGCAAAAACAAAAGCGAAGAAGAUAAUGACGAUUACGAGCGAUCUCUCGGUUCUGAACGUGUCCAAACUGUUCGGAAUCCCCGUAAAGGAAUGCAUUGAGCGUUUGAAAGAGUACGAGCCGGACAGCGACUCGCCUCUUCAUUCCAAAGAUGAUUUGGUCUCCACGGACGCCAUCGAGCUCCUCGCCAUGGAUCUGGACAUCGAAGUCCAGGUCAACAAUCGAUUCAAUCUCCAGCCCACCAAUAUGGAGACGUCUCCUCCCGAUCUCCCUUCUCGACCGCCCGUAAUCGCGGUUAUGGGGCAUGUGGACCACGGAAAAACGACUCUUUUGGAUCGUCUGCGGCAGUCCUCCGUGGCGGCACACGAAGCAGGCGGCAUCACACAAGCGAUCUCAGCGUUUAACGUGAAGCUGAGCAGCGACAACGUCAUUACGUUCAUCGAUACUCCGGGCCACGCAGCGUUCACAGCCAUGCGAAAACGCGGAGCCACUGCGACGGACAUCGUGCUGCUGAUCGUAGCAGGAGACGAUGGCGUGAAGGAGCAGACCGUGGAGUGUUUGAAGCUCAUUCACGACACAAAACUCCCGGUUGUGGUGGCGGUGACGAAGUGUGGAAAGAAAAAUGUCGACAAAGACAAGGCGGUUCAUCGCGUGGCCACGCAGCUGCUCGAUUACGAUUUGAUCACCACGCCGUUCGGAGGCGAAGUGAACAUUAUCGGCAUCGACAGCAUCACCGGCGACGGCAUCGAAGACCUCAAAAACCUUCUCUACGAAGAAGGCGUCAUGCACGAAAUCCGCGCCGAUCCCAAAGCUCCAGGCGAAGGCGUCGUUCUCGAAAGCUCCGUCCGAUCGGGCAUCGGAACCAAUCUCUCCGCGGUGAUUCGCUGGGGACAGUUCCACGUGGGCAGCGUGUGCGUCAUCGGCGAGAAGUUCGGAAAGAUCAAGCAGAUUCUCCGCGACGGGAAGCCCGUCCGCGAAGGCAGGCCCGGAGAUACCGUGGAAAUCCGCGGGAUUGAGUGCUCUGCGGGCAGCGGAGAGUGGAUCAUGGAGGUCAAGAACGAAUGGGAGGCGAACAACGUCGUGCAUUACCGCAAACGCCACGCAGCGUUCCUCGAAUCCAUUCAACAGCGUCGUUUAGGCCUCGAUUCGCUUCUCUCCGACGCGCAAUCCAUCGCUUCCAACGCUUCCAUUCUCUCUUCUUCCGCGAUUUCAACCGACGCUUCCGCUUCGAAACUCAUCCGAAUCCCGCUCGUUAUCAAAGCCGACGUCGAUGGGUCCGUCCAGGCCAUCCAGCAGCAGAUCGAAGGGCUCAACGCCGAUCUCCAAAACGCGCAGUUCGAAAUCGUCACCGCGAAUGUCGGCGAUGUCAGCCAGGGAGACGUGGAAACCACACGCGACUGCAAAGGAAUACUAUUACUCUUCAACGCCAAGCUCAAUCGUCGGUUUUUUCUAAAAAGAUUUCAACGUAGAUUCCAUGCAGAAGCUCGUGCAGAGUCUCAAAAUCGCCACGGUUUCUGA
Blastocystis hominis is the source of this 1680-nucleotide messenger RNA. RefSeq lists its product as hypothetical. Gene Ontology annotation, molecular function: GTPase activity; GTP binding. The transcript is spliced from 2 exons. The coding region runs from base 1 to 1680 and encodes 559 amino acids. The record is from RefSeq and is a predicted model, not a curated record. NCBI's taxonomy places the organism in Eukaryota, Bigyra, Opalinata, Blastocystidae.